Messenger RNA from Drosophila suzukii, 2860 nucleotides. Its product is annotated as ecto-NOX disulfide-thiol exchanger 2. Gene Ontology annotation, molecular function: RNA binding; oxidoreductase activity. The record is from RefSeq and is a predicted model, not a curated record. Gene Ontology annotation, biological process: ultradian rhythm. NCBI's taxonomy places the organism in Eukaryota, Metazoa, Arthropoda, Insecta, Diptera, Drosophilidae. Gene Ontology annotation, cellular component: external side of plasma membrane; plasma membrane.
CGAUAUUAAACUUAGGGUGACCAGUUCUCGGAAACGCUCCUCUCUAGAAGGAAUUAUUUUUUUACCUUACCACUACCUGCCGUACAAUUAUUGGGGGCGUUAAUAUGCUACCGCUCUUUGGGACCAUGCCGAAUGGCGUAAGUUUGCCAAAUCACCCGAACUUCCUCAACCAACUGGCGGCUGCCAUUUCCACGGCAGCCUCGACGACAUCGGUCGUGGGAAAUCCCUCGUCGCCGCCCAAACAAAACCAGAAUAAGAUGGCCAAGCCCCAACAGCAACCGCAGGGGAGUGCGCCCAUGGAUCUGGAAAAUGAGAACGAACACUCCGCGGAUGUCAGCUCUACGACGGCCCACAAGGAUCCCAAGUUGCAGGCCACAUCCUCAUCGCUGUCCCUGCCGGACUCGGCGCAAUUAUACCUGAAUGGAUUGAUGCACACGCCUCCUGGAUAUUUGUAUUUUCCGGCUGCCCAGGCGGGUGGUGCUCCUGCUCCUGGAAAUGCACCCGCGACAGGCGGAGGAUCCACAGCAGCAGCUUCAGGAGGUAGCGCCGCCAAUGCCCAGAUGCUAAUGGAUCCCACGGCCAUGAUGGCAGCGGCCAUGCAGCAGAUGCAACAAAUGCACUACGCAGCGGCAGCUGCAGCGGGAAUGACCACUGAAGCUGGAGCAGGACUAGAAGCAGCGCUCAGUGCGGAUGGCGUUACACCGGCUGGCCUCAAGGAGGUGAUCAAGACCAAGAACUGCAUCCUGUUCCCUCCCAAUCCGAACGCCCCACCACCCACCAUAAGGGAGCGACCACCAGGCUGCCGGACUGUGUUUGUGGGUGGACUCCCGGAGAACAUAACCGAGGAGGUUAUCCGUGAGAUUUUCGAGUCGUGCGGAGAGAUCACCACGCUGCGCAUGUCAAAGAAGAACUUCUGCCACAUUCGCUACCGCCAGGAGGGGGCAAUAGACAGAGCCAUCUACCUAUCCGGCUAUCGAUUGCGUAUAUCAGCUCUAAAUGAACCACCCAACUUUGGACGCCUGCAUGUGGACUAUGCACAGGCACGGGAUGAUCAGUAUGAUUAUGAAUGUCGGCAGAGGCAGCAUCAGAGGGAGCAGCGGCAUCGGGAGCGCAUGUCGAUGGACAGGAUGCGAUCGCAGUCGCCGCCACCAAUACCGCAUUAUACGGAUCACGAGGCCACGGCCGUGGCGGAGCACCUGCGCACCAACGAGACCUUCGUAAAGGCCAUCCAGACGAUCACUGCCUGGUUGGAGCGGGGAGAUUGCACCAAGCGGAAUGCUAAUGUUUUCUAUUCGAUGAUCCAGAGCACUCAUGCCCACGUACGAAGGCUCCAUGCUGACAAACUGCAACUGGAGGAGGAUCUCAAAAAGGCCAGGGACAGCUACCGCAACCAAAUGGGCACCAUGUCCACGCAAUUCACUCAGAUUGAAAAAGUGUUCAAUGCCGCUAGUCACAAGAAGGUUUGGGACCAUUUCACCAAAGCCCAAAGAAAAAACAUCGAUCAAUGGAAGAAGUUAGCCACGGAACUUCGAACGGUCCAGAUCACCGACGAUGAUGAAAUGGAAAUAUCCGACGAUGAGCGUGACUACGACAGACGCGGACCCAGCGCCAAGCGAAUUCGCUAUGACAGUGAGGGUUUAAAGGACGAGAACGACUCCCUCCGUUGUCAGCUGGAGGCCAUAAGGCAUGAGAUGAAUCUGGAGCGCAGUGAUUACGUCCAACGUGAGAAACAAAUAAAGGUGCUCCAAGAAACUAUUCGCAACAUGCAAACUCAGCUGCUGCAGACGAAGCUGCGCGAACAGAAGGACACCAAGGUCAUUGAGCAGCUGGAGCGGAAUCUGAAGGAUGCCGGCGUAAAGCAACUUCUCCUGAAGACCAAGAUCAAGGAAACUGCAGACAAGCUGAAGGACAAAGAGGCACACAGUACCGGUGCCUCGAAUGCUUCCAACGCCUCGAUUCUUGACUACAGCAGCGGAGAUUCGUGCAGUCAGGAAGACACCGAGAUCAUACCACUCCAAAAGCAGCCAGAACCGGAAAUAAUUGACAUCGAUAAGGUGGACGAUGAUGUAACCAUCAUCAUAGAACACCAAAGCGGUGUGGUGGAGAUUCACGAAAUCGAGGACGACGACAAGCUGGAACCUGCAAUAGAUUCUGCGGGAAAUAAAGCAACGAAGUCAAUUAUAGAAAGUAUUUCAAAGUCAAAUAGUGAGGAGAAUAUAAAUAAAAUCAGCACGGAGCACACACAGACAUCGCCCGGGAAAGAGGUCACCUUCAAGUCCCUGGCCCUGACAGAGGCCAAGAUAAUUGCUCUAGCCUCCGCCUACCUGGUGCUUCAUCCCCAUGGCGUUGAUAUUGCCAACAUAGCCAGUUACUUAAGCGGAAUGCUGUGCAACGGUGCUACCCCCAAUAAUCCUGAUGAUCUUGCCAAUAUACUCGGAAAGUACACAAAUCUCUUCAAGCCGGAUCAGGCCAAAUGGAGGUUCUGUGGCUUUAGCGAACCUACGGAAUCUCAGUCAGACUCAAAGUGAGGUGGAGAGUGCGGAAUGUUAACUCGAAUAAGAUGACAAUUGAAUGCUUUAAUUAUGUUACAUCUAUAUCAUAAUGCAUAGCGAGUAAGCGGGAAGAAAAGUGAAAUGUUAACCAAUGGAAAGGCGCAAGUUUUUCGAUGCAAUCACAAUAUAAUGAGACCAGUUCCAGUUUUAAGGGCAAGUACUCGUAGUUAACUCUAUCGGAAGAAAGACACCACAAACUAACUACCGUUUCAAUUAUUUAAAUAACUCAACCUAAAGGAUAUGUAUACACUUAAGCUAAAUGAAUUCAAUAUAUACAAAUAUAUACAUCAAUAUUUUAAAUAAGCUGA